AUGGAGCAAUUUAAAACCCUAGAAAUGGUCCGGAAGACUCCAAACUCACAAGUCUUCUAUCUCUACCUAAACCGCCCAUCCCGUGGAAAUGCUCUCUCCGUUGACUCCUUCUCCGAGUUCCCCAGAGCCCUGGCCGCCCUCAAUCGGAACCCAGACGUCAACGUCGUCGUCCUAUCGGGCGCCGGCAAACACUUCUGCGCCGGUAUCGACCUCACAGCCCUGGCUUCCAUCACCUCCCUAUCAGGGGAUCGCGGCCGUUCUGGAGAGAAGCUUCGGCGAGAUAUCAAAUUCCUACAGGACUCUAUCACCGCGAUCGAGCGGUGCCGGAAGCCGGUUAUCGCUGCUGUCCACGGGGCGUGUAUCGGCGCUGGCAUUGACAUCGUGACCGCCUGCGACAUAAGAUAUUGCACGGAGGACGUGUUCUUCUCGGUGAAGGAGGUGGACUUGGCAAUUACCGCCGACCUUGGAACGCUUCAGAGAUUGCCCGCUAUCGUCGGGUACGGUAACGCAAUGGAGUUAUCACUGUCGGGUCGGAGGUUCUCGGGUCCCGAGGCAAAGGAGUUGGGCCUGGUAUCUAAAACAUUUUGCUCCAAGGAUGAAAUGGACAAAGAAGUCGGACUUUUAGCCGAGGGAAUUGCUUCCAAGUCUCCCCUAGCUGUCACAGGGACAAAAGCAGUGCUACUUAGAAGCAGGGAGCUGAGUUUGGAUCAAGGGUUGGAUUAUGUUGCCACUUGGAACUCUGCUAUGCUGGUGUCCGACGAUCUGAAGGAGGCAGUCUCCGCACAGACUCAAAAAAGAAAGCCUGUUUUCGCCAAGCUCUGAUGCUGCAUGCAACACCUUGCAUUUCACUGUCCAACACUUAAUGGGUUUGUUUCAUUCAGAUUGGAAGGUGGCUUUCUUCUCGAUCGAUUCCUUCUUCUCCUCCUCCCAUAAUCCAAGCUCGGAUAAGGAAGAGAUAAGAGGGCCCCGUGCCCCAUCAUGGAGAAUGUGGUCAGAUUGCCAUCUCAUUUGUUGUUGUAUUAUUGUCUAUAAAACUUAUUUUAUUGCAUCGUGUUUCUCAGGACAAAUUAAACCUUGGGAUGUCUAAAUUAAGGUGCUGUCUGCAGGAUAAGUGGAUAACAACCAUAGACAUGUUUCUGCAAA
This is a messenger RNA of Juglans microcarpa x Juglans regia, 1143 nucleotides long. Its product is annotated as delta(3,5)-Delta(2,4)-dienoyl-CoA isomerase, peroxisomal-like. Gene Ontology annotation, cellular component: peroxisome. The transcript is spliced from 2 exons. The record is from RefSeq and is a predicted model, not a curated record. Gene Ontology annotation, molecular function: delta(3,5)-delta(2,4)-dienoyl-CoA isomerase activity. Lineage: Eukaryota; Viridiplantae; Streptophyta; Magnoliopsida; Fagales; Juglandaceae. Bases 1 to 822 code for a protein of 273 amino acids.